Messenger RNA from Neurospora tetraspora, 1101 nucleotides. RefSeq lists its product as uncharacterized. The record is from RefSeq and is a predicted model, not a curated record. Bases 86 to 718 code for a protein of 210 amino acids. Gene Ontology annotation, biological process: chromatin remodeling. The transcript has a single exon. NCBI's taxonomy places the organism in Eukaryota, Fungi, Ascomycota, Sordariomycetes, Sordariales, Sordariaceae. Gene Ontology annotation, cellular component: Ino80 complex.
CGGGAACUGUGACCUCGACCACCUCAACUUGUGAUAGAGCGAGAUCACCUCUUCGAUAUCCAAACAGCUUACAAAACCAUCCACAAUGUCGAACCAAACCCCAGAAGCCCAAGCUGCGGCAGCCGCGCAUCUCAAGCUCAUCGAGCAGCUUGACAUCCAUUCCAUCCACAAGUCAUUCCGCAACACACACUGGCGACCAAACCAGCGCCGCAACAAAAACAUCAAGACCAUCCUCGGCGACGCGCAACGAAAAGAGGCCAAUUCCAUCCUCGCGACUCCCCAAGAUGCCAGCGGCGCCGCAACCCCCGCUCCAGUUGGCGACGACGGUCUUUCCACCAGCGGAACCUCGACACCAGCCGUACCCUCGACCAAUGGCGCGAACGCGAAUGGCACAACAGUCAGUCUGGCACAGGCAUCUAGGAGCUUGUCCAAGCUGGUGCUAGAGAAGAGCCUCAACGUGCCAUCAAAGGGAUCAAACGGACUGGCCGCGAGUCUGUCCUCGGCACCGGUUGCGACGUAUACCAACAUCGAAAGCGCACCGAGCCUUGCGCCCAUGAGGCGCUACUGUGACAUUACUGGGCUGUCGGCACCGUACAUUGAUCCCAAGACCAGGCUGCGAUAUCAUAACGCGGAGGUGUUUGCCAUGAUUCGGAGUCUGCCGCAGGGCGUGGGAGAGCAGUUCUUGGAGGCCAGAGGUGCUCAUACCGUUCUUAAAUAGUGAGCUGGAAGCGGAUGUUCGAACCCGGGCUGGUUGCCUUGUCAUUUGGCGCCUAUUUACUAUGGCGUACACAUCUCGCUCACGCUACUUCCGGGUUGGAGGGACAUUGAAGCAACUACAAUGUAGGAUGGGAUAUCACAAGGAGGCGUUGACAGGACUCAGGAGAGCAUUUGUUUCGAAGGCGUUAAGGGACAACAAGGAGGACGGAAUUGCACGGCGUUUUCCAUCUUGAACAGACCAAGGGAGGAGAGCAUUGUUAAUGUGUUGUUAUUACUAUUCACAACAAAGAAUCUAUCUAAUCGCAGAAGAAUAUGUUCGACCAACAAAGUCAAGUCCCAACUACGUACUCGCUGUCUUUCAACAGCAAGAUACAAUCGACACUC